Molecule: messenger RNA, 1701 nt
Organism: Penicillium mononematosum
Lineage: Eukaryota; Fungi; Ascomycota; Eurotiomycetes; Eurotiales; Aspergillaceae
Product: DUF3176 domain-containing protein
Exons: 2
Coding region: 1-1701 (566 amino acids)
Source: RefSeq, a predicted model, not a curated record
AUGGCCGGAUUUGACAGCACCCCGAAAACUCCCUCAUAUGAGCCUGCUCAGAUUUCCGAAGUAGGCUCCGAGCCACAAAUUGCGACCACUGAAUAUAAGCGCCAUCCAGUGUACUCCCCCAAAGAAUGGCUUUUGGAAUCGAUUAGUUCGAUUCUGGCCCUGGGCCUCCUCAUUGCAAUUGCCAUUAUCUUCUGGUAUAUGGACAACAAGCCUCUCUCUGCCUGGCGCGCCGGCGUCUCUCUCAACGCGACAGUUUCUAUUCUGACCACUGCAUGCACCACAGCGUUGAUGUACGGGGUUAGCACAUUCAUUGGGCAGUCUAAAUGGCUUCACUUCAGAAACGGGCCUCGAAAGCUUGCUGACUUUGAAACAUUUGACGAAGCGAGUCGCGGUGUUUGGGGGUCUAUUCUGCUGCUUACCACCGUCAAGUGGAAUAUAGCCACCAUCGGCGCAUUCAUCACGAUCUUACGACUUGCUUUCUCGCCGUUCGCACAACAGGUGGUUCUGAUUAAACAGCGAGACAUCAUAUCUCCUUCCGACACCGCCACCUUAGGAUAUGCGCACAAUUACACCAUAAACAAACAGGUUAACCUUGCCAACUCUCGCAUUGAGAGCAUCCCACAGGAUCCCGAUAUGCAGUCCGCCAUCUACCAGGGCCUCUAUGGCAUCAACACCACGGAACCUUUUAACUGCCCCGGGACAUGCCGCUGGACCGGACCAUACAUAUCACUUGGGUUCAAUACCCAGUGCAGGAACGUCACCCAGGAAACGUUGCAGACGACUACCUGCGUGGAGGCUGGUAAUGGUGUCCUGGAGCGAUGCAACAUGACAACACCGGGUGGGGUUGUCGUUGCAAGCCUCUUUGCGUUUACCGAUUUGUCGACAGCAUAUUACAUGAAUGCAUCUUCAUUGAUGGCUUUCGUACCUUCAACCCCUGGAUUGCCACCUACCUUUCCCGAAAUCGUGCGACUUGCAGUCUAUAGAUCGAGCCCAGACGCUAAUUUUCAAAUGCGCAACAUCAACAUCACAGAGUGCUCUCUCUCCCUCGCGGUCUAUGAAUACAGAGAAGCCAAUGCCACUGGUAGUGAUUUCUCCUUUGAGAGCAGGCAGGUCGAUUUCGGUGUGAAAAAUCCCUGGACGCUCUCGAACAACACAAGUGACAAAUAUCAGCGCAUAUACAUCAACGAGACAACAACAAGUGAUGGUAUCCAUAUUCCUACGCUUGAAAUGAGCUAUAGAAGUCUGGAAGCGCUGGGAAAUUUCUACGAGUCCCCAACAAUGUCUACCGAGUGGGUCGAAGGGAACUAUGUCAAUACGAACCUUGGUGUCGCCGCUACUCUAACUGGCGACGUGGACCUUGGCGACCGUUUCAAUCAAAUGGCGACUGCCAUGACAACCUAUCUGCGGUAUGGCCCGAAUACCCAGUCUGCACAUGGAGAGGUAAUUCGGAGCGAGCCAUUUGUUUUCAUCCGCUGGGGGUAUUUCGUUGUUCCGAUUGUGACUGAGGGGUUCGCGGUUUUGUUCGCCAUCUUGAGUAUCUUUAGCAAUCGCCGGAGCCGCCGUGUUCCCGUUUGGAAGUCCUCGACACUCGCUGUGCUGGCUUGUCAGCAUGAGGAGAGGCUUGGGCUCCUGCAAACUACGGACAAAGAUAUUUACGAGAUUGGGGACGAGGCUAAGAAGGCUGAGGUACGGCUGCCAUAG